UUACAUUCGUCAGACAUUCCGUGACGUACGUCUCUGGAUUGUUCCAUUUAAACGUUUAUCAGACAUCCUAAAAAGUGAAAUUUUUCGUUGAAAACUUGUGAAAAGCGGGCGAAAAUGUCGCUAAACACGGCCCACGUGAACAACGGGGUCCUGAUACACGCCGGCGAACAAAUUUUGCUGUUCUCCGAUCAUGUAAACAUGGAAUGGUCGGGCAACGACGCCACCGCAUUCAGAGGGAAAAAGAACGGCAGAAUCUUUUUGACCACCCACCGGGUCAUUUUUAAUAACAACCACUCGGGAGAUGAGAUGCAAAGUUUCAGCUUACCAUUCGUUACUCUCAGCGAUGUGCAGAUAGAGCAGCCUGUCUUCGGGGCAAAUUACAUAAAAGGGAAAGUUAGGGCACAACCUAAUGGCAACUGGGUGGGAGAAGCUAAAUUUAAGAUGUUUUUUACUCAUGGUGGGGCAAUUGAGUUUGGCCAGGCAUUGUUGAAAGCGGCACAUUAUGCAAUUAACGAGGAUUUAUCAGGGAGGAAAAGGAAAAGAAGGUCUCAAGAUCUUUUUAAUUUCGGGGGAUAUUUAAAAGGUCUAAGAAAUGGACCAAUGGAAACUCGAGAGACUCCACCACCUUAUAUGCCACCACAACAGCAAUGGUAUGCUGCCCCACCGCCAGCCUAUGCCCCGCCCCCACAAGGUUAUUAUGGAUGGGUUCCACCGACUAACGUAUUCCCCCAGCAACCGCCCAGGGAUGGGGUGUUUAUGACCGAUUCGCCCCCACCGUAUCCGGGCAUAAACCCGGGGGGCGCGGCAAACGGUUACGGACCCCCGCCCGGUUACGGGGGCGCCGCUGGGGGAGGGUUCGCGCCCCCGGGACCGUCGGCCGGAUGGGUCGGAAUGCCGGGAGCUGAUGCAAAAGCAGCCGAAGCUGCCCGAUCAGCAGGCGCCACUCAAUCGGCUUAUUAUGAUCCGGAUAGACCACAUACGGCUUAUGUACCGCCACCGGCAUAUUACGAAAACCCUCCGAGUUAUAACCAGGCGAUGCAUAAGAAAAAAGAUUAAUAAUACCAAAUUUACCAAACAAUAUUGCCUUCUAUAUUUAGAUUAUUCAUUGUUAUAUGUAGUAAAAGCAUAAUAUUAUAUUAUUUACAAUAUUCUUCUUCUUGCUUACUUGAGCUGAGAUUGAACCGCUAUACGGAAAUUUUAUUGAAUAGUUUUUAGUUUAAGUGUGAAAUUAUUGUCUAAAUUAUUAUUAUUAAUGUGGGCUCUAAGCAUUCCUGUAUUAUCUAACGUUUAAUUAAAACAAAUUAUUUUAUAUGUUAGUUAUAAAUAAACUGCUUUAAAAGUA
Messenger RNA from Anthonomus grandis grandis, 1342 nucleotides. It is a transcript of the gene Wbp2, whose product is annotated as WW domain-binding protein 2. The coding region runs from base 115 to 1056 and encodes 313 amino acids. Gene Ontology annotation, biological process: positive regulation of DNA-templated transcription. Gene Ontology annotation, cellular component: nucleus. Lineage: Eukaryota; Metazoa; Arthropoda; Insecta; Coleoptera; Curculionidae. Gene Ontology annotation, molecular function: transcription coactivator activity; chromatin DNA binding. The record is from RefSeq and is a predicted model, not a curated record. The transcript is spliced from 9 exons.